AUGAUGACUGACUAUCGCAGUUGUCAAUAUGAUCAAGGUAGUGGUAACUAUGUUUAUAAUCCACAUCAAAAUUUGCUUCAUCAUCAUUUACAUCCUACUGCUCAUCAUAAUCCACAACAACAAAUAUAUGAUACGGCAGCUGCUGCGGCCUCCUAUGCUGCAAUAUUACCAGCAGAAUUUGCGUCCAGUUAUACACAACUAUAUCAUGGUAAUCUGCGUUAUUCAACAUACGAUAAUACAACAUCACUUUAUGCUUCUAACACUUAUAAUAACCAACAAACAUCAAAUGAACUUGAACCCAUUAAUGGUGGUUUAUUGUCUUAUACAACAUCAUCAACCAAUGGAAAUUGCUCAUUACAACAAUCAUCCUAUUCUAAUCGACUAUCACCGUUACCACCACUACCACCAUCUUCCAGUAGUACAUCACUAACAAGAAAUAAUACCAAUCAAAAUUUUUAUACAAAUUCUUCGAAUAAUACCAAAUCAGUUUUGUCUCCAUCUCAACCGACGAUCUCGCCGAUUAAAUCAGCGUUAACACCCACAAUUCAAAACUAUGGUUCACCAUCUUCAACGAUGUCUUCUUCGUUAUCGCCACAUACAAGUGAUGAUGGAAAAGAGCCUUAUAAAGAUUUAUUAUCAUCAUCGAAAACUGAAUGCACCGAUAAUGGUAGUCAACAUCAUAUUUUAGCACCAACGGAUAGUUGUGAUGGUACACGACGAUGUCUGUUGUGGGCAUGUAAGGCUUGUAAACGAAAAACAGUAACAGUCGAUAGACGUAAAGCGGCGACUCUGCGUGAAAGACGACGACUACGUAAAGUAAAUGAAGCAUUUGAAACGUUAAAACGUCGAACAUGUCCAAAUCCUAGUCAACGUUUACCAAAAGUUGAAAUAUUACGAAAUGCUAUUGAAUAUAUUGAAAAUUUAGAAGAUUUAUUACGUUCGGCAGGUGUUUCAGCAAGACAAAUAAUUGAGAAACAAAAUUUAAAUAACAACAGCACAACAGCGGUAACAAGAGACGAUUGUCCGGUGAAGUCUACCCGAUCAACAGCAACAAAUUACAGUGAAAAAUAUGCCGAUUAUAAUUCAACAGCAACACAAUAUUCAACAAUUGAAACAAAUAGUAAGUAUGACUGA
Molecule: messenger RNA, 1134 nt
Organism: Didymodactylos carnosus
Lineage: Eukaryota; Metazoa; Rotifera; Eurotatoria; Philodinida; Philodinidae
Source: the annotation of a GenBank genome assembly